GUGUUUGGUGCAUUUAAUUCAUUUUCCACAUUUCGGACCAAUUCGGAAUGAUAGGCCAACGUUCAGUACGCAAUUAAUAAACCGUACCCUUGUGUGUUCAAAAUUUUCCAAAUCCUACAAAACUAUGGCCUUACUUCCACCGGAUCCGGUGUUUUGCUUGCGUUCGCCGGACAACUGCUCGUACUAUUCCCUGUGUUUCCGCACACCGGAGCACCUGUACGCCGGCACGAACAAAGGAAAUGUCCAGCUGUGGGAGUUGCAGACAAACCGUACAUCAUAUCAACUGAACGUAGGUUCCAGUCCCAUCCUGAACCUUGCACACUCCACCGAUGCCUUGAUUACUCAGGAAAAGGACGGUUCGGUAAAGCUGUGGACACUUGCCGAUGCCGAAUACCUAUUGCGCCACGAAAUCUCCUCCGAGCACGUUGGAUACUGCCGUCUGGCAUACGACGCACAAUCGAGUACUGUGAUAAUACCCCGUGAACGGGCAGCCAUCAGCGUCCUGUGCGCAAAAACCUUCAGCGAAACGAUGCGCUUGACUCCGACGGCCGACGACGAGAAGGUGUUACCGUACGGUACCGUAAUGUGCUUCCAGCCGAUUGAACUGCAGAGCCAGCGCUAUCUGCUUGCCGGGUACGAGUCGGGAACGCUCGUACUAUGGGACUACCGUACCGGACGUCCGGUCGGUUCGACCUCCCAUUACAUUACGGAUGAUGCCGAUUGCAUUCAAACGAUCGAUUACGAUCCGGUCACUAACCGUGGCGUUUGCGGUGGUUCUAGCGACAAACUGUCCGUAUUUUCAAUCGACCGUAAGUCGCACCAGCUGAUGCCCAAAAGUGAAAUUGGCAUCAAAAAUGCCGGUGUACAUCGGGUACGCAUUCGGAAGGAUUUGAAGGUGUUUGCUAGCUCCGGCUGGGAUGGAAGGUUGCGCAUUUUCUCCUGGAAAAGUCUUCGACCCUUGGCCGUACUUACCGAGCACAAGGGUGAAUUGUUGGAUGUCGCGUACUCUGAAGCGAAGGUCACCAUGUGGAAUGCUCCGGUGAUGGCUGCCGCCGGAAAAGAUGGACAAAUUUCACUGUGGGAUCUUUACAAAUGAACGCAUUGAAGCGAAACACCAACACUCACACGUGUUCUGAUAACACGCCUACUAUAUGAUACGCUUUUUUCUCAUUUCGUUGAAUUGAAAUAAAAUUUCCAUACGUUUUUUUUAAACAUUUAUAUUGUGGGGCUUCGCCAUCCUUAUGGUUCUCGUACGUGGUUACUUAUGAAAUAAUUGCUACGAAUAAAAUUCUAUACAGUAUGCCAGAACAUACAACCUC
Messenger RNA from Anopheles moucheti, 1319 nucleotides. Its product is annotated as guanine nucleotide-binding protein subunit beta-like protein 1. Gene Ontology annotation, molecular function: protein binding. The transcript is spliced from 2 exons. The record is from RefSeq and is a predicted model, not a curated record. NCBI's taxonomy places the organism in Eukaryota, Metazoa, Arthropoda, Insecta, Diptera, Culicidae. Bases 125 to 1096 code for a protein of 323 amino acids.